AAAACAGCAACGGUGGCCGUUGGGGGAAGAGAGUAAAUAGAGAGAGAAGCCUCAAGAUGGCUGACUCGCUGGGCUCCAUUCACCUCACUGGAGCUGCUACUGCAGUGGCCACGGCGGUCGCGUCCGCCAAGAGCCCGCUCGCCAAGCCGACCGAGGCAAAGGGAGCCCCGGACAACCGCUCUCAGUCUUCCCGGGAAUGCAACCCGCCACCGCCCAAGAAGGUCCGGGUCGAGGAGAGGAGCGUUAAACCCAAGAAACUCAACAGGGAAGGAGGAGUGGGAGGCAACAGUAGCACUAAAGAGAAGCUCCAGCCGCCCCCGAAGCAGAGUUAUGGCAGCCCAGGUUUGUGGGGCUUCAGCCCGACCAAGGCGAGCAGCAACAACCCCUCCGUGCCUGCUGGUGGGUCUCAGCCACCGACCAACACACAUAAAGUCUUCAAACAGAGCGAUUUCUUCCUCCACAAAGCGCCUUCCUCCUGCAAACCCAAGAAACCCAAUAAAGAUAAACAGCGGGAGAAAGAGAGGGAGAAGAGGAAAGGAGGCGGGGAGGAGAAAAAGAAACAUAAGCUGUUGGCCACUGGACCCGGGAGCAGCAAUAACAACAAUAAUAUUAGUGGAUUUAAUAACAUUUCUGCAAUGAAGAUAGAAAACGGGGAGGUCACACUGCAACAGAAAGAGCACUCAAACAAGGACAAGGCUAAAGACAAAGACAGAGAGGAGCGGGACAAGAAGAAGGUCAAAGAGAGGGAGAAAGAGAAAAAGAAACACAAGGUGAUGAACGAGAUCAAAAGGGAGAAUGGAGAGGUCAAGCAGCCGAUAAAAGGCGAAAAAGAGAAAACCAAGAUCAACGCGGAGGAGCUGCAGAUCAAAAAAGUCAAGAAGAAAAAGAAGAAGAAACACAAAGAGGGGGAGAAGCACAAACGAUUGAAGAUGUACCACCGCUCCAGCCAAACCAUUUGUGCCGGCCUGCUUCUCCUCCGUCCUUCCUCUCCCUCGCCUUCCUCCGCGUCCAAACACACGCUCCCCUCAUCUCCUUUCAAAAUCCCACUCCCUGUUCAUCCUCCUUUUCAUAACAACAAAAACUCUCUGUUGCCUCCUCUUUCCUCCAAAUCCCUUUGUAACUCCUCCCUCCCCGACUCCAACAACUCUACCAAGAACCCCUACGCAUCGCCAACCAAACACCAGCCUCAAAUCUAUCCUGGCAUGGCGGGCCUGGAGUUUGCCCCCUACAUCUGCAUAGAGAACCAGCCUAACGGCGGCGCCCUGGUGGCCCACACCUACAUGUCCCAGCUCUCCUCUCUGUCCUUGAGCCAGAGGCACAGAUUCGCCCAGGAGUUUAUCACCUUGGCGUUCAGUGAGGACGCAAACCAGGCAGCCCACUAUGUCAUGGGCAUCGUCCACGGAGCAGCUGCCUACCUGCCGGACUUCCUGGAUUAUUUCUCCACUAAGUUCCCCUCGGCUCCGGUCAAAAUGGAGAUACUGGGAAAGAAGGAUAUAGAAACGACCACGAUGGCUAACUUCCACUCUCAGGUGAAGAGGACGUACAGCCAUGGGACGUACAGAGCCGGGGCCAUGAGACAGAUCAGCCUGGUGGGAGCCGUGGACGAGGAAGUUGGGGAUUAUUUCCCAGAGUUCCUCGGCAUGCUGGAGGAGUCGCCCUUCCUGAAGCGGACUCUGCCAUGGGGAACGUUCUCCAGUCUGAGGCUGAUGAAUCCCACAGAAAGCGACGAUGGUCCCAUAAUGUGGGUCAGACCAGGGGAGCAGAUGAUACCUGUAGCUGACAUACCAAAGUCCCCUUUCAAAAGGAAGAGGUCCACCAAUGAGGUGAAGAACCUGCUGCAGUACCUUCCCAGGACCAGCGAGCCCAGAGAGAUGCUGUUUGAGGACAGAACCCGUGCCCACGCCGACCACAUCGGCCAGGGGUUUGAACGACAGACCACAGCUGCCGUCGGGGUGCUGAAGGCUGUCCGUUUUGGAGAGGGUUCAGAGCCCCCUCGUGUAACCAAAGACGUUGUGUGUUUCCAUGCUGGUGAUUUCCCCGAUGUAGUUCAGAGGCUGCAGUUGGACUUGCAUGAACCUCCCCUGUCUCAGUGUGUGCAGUGGGUGGAUGAUGCCAAGCUAAACCAGCUGCGGCGCGAGGGCAUCCGCUACGCCCGCAUCCGCCUGUGCCAUGACGACAUCUACUUCAUUCCCCGCAACGUGGUCCACCAAUUCAAGACCGUGUCCGCUGUCAGCAGCCUGGCCUGGCACGUCCGCCUGAAGCAGUACCACGUAGCAGAGGGGGAGGAGGAGGAGGAGGAGCAGGGGGAGAAGGAAGAUGAAGUUAAGAAAGAGGAGGAGGAGGAGGGGAUCGAGGAAGCAAGGGAGAUGAAAGAUAAGAAGAAGGCAUCAGUGGAGCUGAAGGAGGGAGAGGAGGGGAAGAAAAGGUUGGAGCUGAAGAGAGAAAAGAAGGAGGAGAGAGGAGAGAGAGGGGCAAAGGAGAGACUAAAGGAGAAAGAAGUGGAGGAGGUUGUGGCAAAGAGCAGGACGUUACUGGCAAUUAAAACAGAGGAAGAGGAUGUUCCUCUUCCUCAUCAUCCUCAAAAUCCUCGUCUGUCAUCUUGGGAGAAGGACAAAGAAAGAGUGAGAGAGGCGGGGAGGCCGAAACAACGGGAAUCCCCUCCCACAAAGAUGAAAGCGGACCCUGUGGCACCUCCCCUCAGCAAAGAGAAAUCACCUCUGCCUCUCCCUUUCUCCUCUCCUGCCUCUCUACCUCUUCACCAGGACGUGAAACCCAAAGUGCAGCAUCAUCACCUUCAUCACCAUCAUCAUCUCUCAGACAGCCGAACAGCGUCUUCCAGUGGAGGCUCCAGCUCCUCGUCCGCUGCUUCUCAUCGGGCAUCAAAGUCACCUCUGUCUUCCCCCUCUCCAUCCUUCUCUCCUUCGACAGGAUCCACCGUUGCUCCUUUGAGCUCCUCUGUCUCCUCUCUUGUUCCUUGUCCAUCUUCCUCCUCUUCUCCUGCUCUGUCCUCCUCCUCCUCCUCUUCCUCCUCCUCCUCGUCUGUCCUCACCAGUCCCAAACCUGCUGGGUUCCAUGUGAAUUCUCACCCUUCCCAUCAUGCACUCUCUCAUCUCUCCACACUCCCUUCUUCCACUCCUUCCUCCUUAUCUUCGCCUCCCCAGCUCCCUACUCCUUCUCAGUCCGAACAGCCCAAGGACAAAGACUCACUUCGCCCAAAGCCAGACGUCCCCUUAGACACACGGACGCACCCGUCAUCAGACGUGUCACAGGACAAAGCCCUGCAUGCGGCGGAUGUACAGACACACGCCUCUGUAAACGUGCCAGCGCACACACGGACACACACAGCCUGUAUGCCGACAGACGCAUGGACACACACACUCACAGAUAAACGGACUCACAGUGUGGACUCACACAUGCCUGCGGAUCCACAGAUAAACACACUGCAGGACGCAGGGAGGCAAGGAAUACACAUGCAGCAAUACACACCCCAGCUUCUCCCGCCUCCCCACCUCCCUCAGAUGCUUUCCCCCUCCUUCUCUCCACUCUUGCGGCACUCCCACCCUCCACAUAGACCCUCAGUCCUGCCCUCGAACCCCCUAUCCAAUCCCUCACACACUCCAAACCCAUCACAUUUAGCCCAAACACAGUGCUCCUUCCUCAGUCAGAAAACACCAUCCCACGCAGCGACCCAGCUUCACCUCCAUGCCCCGAAUACAACCCUGUGCCAACCAAAUAUCUCCACUCAGCCUCAACCGUAUUACCCUCAAAUGUCUCCCCUAAUUGCUCCACAUCCUUCCCCCUCUCAACCAAAUGCGCCCCAAUCUCACCUGCACCAGCUCGUCCCACACAGUGAAAGCUUCUUCCACCCGCAGCGCUCCCACUUCACCCCUCACCCCUUCCUCUCCCACCCUCCCCAGCAUCAGCCUUUGAUCUCUCACCCGCCCGGAUCUUUCCCUCCACGACCUCAAUACCAACCCUCAACACCAGCGGUGUCUCAGCACCCUCCAUCUCAGCCUGUCCACACUUCCUCCCAACCCCGUCCUCCCCCAUCCUCCUUGCAGGCGCCUCCUCCUCCACCACCUCCUCCUCCUCCACCCCCUCCUCCCCAUCCUCCCCUCUCUCUCCUUCCCCCUCCACCCACACAGCCCCCACUGCAUGAAGAGGAGCAGAAACAGAUUUUAUAGAGUUUUUUUUUUUUUUUUUUUUUUUUUUUUUUUUUUGUACAUAAUGAUACUGUUUUUAAAUGACUGUAUAUGUCCAAGCCUUCAUUUGGGGGUUGUGCUGUUGUAAAACGAUGUAUAAAGGAAAUGAGGAAGAUGAUAAUAGAGUGUGUUGCUAUGGACACAGUGUGGUGUACUAGUAUAUAAUCAGAGCUUGAUGUUUAUACCCAAACCUCUGGACUCGGCCCAAUAGCUUAGGGUUGGAUUUUGCUAAUUUUGAUGCUUAAUUGCUUGGAAUGGAUUGUGCUGCAGUUCAAAAAUAUUGAAAUUGUAUUGCAUUUAUUGGUAGUUUGGGUCUUCAGUCAAGUUUGGGUUGCGCAAAGUGUAUACCCCCUGGGACUUAGUUUGGGUUUAGCCAGGAGAUUUAUCACUUUUACAUCUGAUUGGGCUCUAGUUUUCAGAGUCAAGUCAGCUAAGCACUGUCUGCUGUCUGAUUCUGUGUUUGUUGUUUCUUUACCUGAGCAUAACCUUUCCUAAUAUCAGAAUAUCUCCAGUGCACUGCUAAAACUUUGUAUCUUCAAAAAGUCCACUAAUUAGGAAUUGUUUAAACUGGUUUGUUUCAUCCCUGAACACCUUUUGCUUUUUUAACAUUUUAUAAUGCAGCAGCAGUGAUUUGGCAUGGUCCAAAGAUCAUUAAACAUUUUCCACACACUGGGGACAAUGUCCAUCGGUAGUAAUAAGGAAACAAAACAGCUAGUAAGCUGAAGAUAUAAAGCCUCUGCAGUUGACACUGAUGAAAUUUGAUCAUGAGGAUUGGUUUUGCUUAUUAUGCAGCAAAUGCUUCAAUUUUUGUUGCUGUUUUUGGUCAAUGAAGUCACAUGCACCUUAAGUUGCGCAUAUAAUAGAGACUGUUUUCUAGUAUAAUAUUUCUGCCCAGGACUGUCAAGAAUGAGGGUGGUCAAAAGUCACAAUACUUUCUUAUUCAAUAUUGUAUUUCUGUAUUUGCCCUGAAAUACUGUCCCGAUACACCGUAAUUGAACAGUGUAGCACAGUAAUUAAUAUUUUAUUUUGAGCAAUAAUGCCCAGCAAUCAACUCCCCAGUAUAAUAUUGCAGUUCCCCCACACUGUUGUAGGCAUGGUUACAGCAAGUAUAAGUAACAAGUAUUUUCUGUUUAAUUUUAAUAUUUUUCAUGUAAUUUCAGACAUGUUAAUGGCAAAACAAUAAUGUUUCAUCAAGUCAAGUUUUUUCAGCAUAAAAAAAUACCAUGGAAUAGCACUUGAGAGUCUAAAAAUUAAAAAAAGCAACUUAAUGAUGUCUGGUGGGUAUUUACAUCACCAGUUUUAGUGACCAACAAGGACAUUUGUGCAGUCAGAAAAAAGGAAGCCCCCUUGUAAAUAAUAAUAAUAAUAAUAAAAAAAACUAAAAUACUAAGUCACAGUAUACCACAGUAUUGAAUCACACCAUCAAGAGUCACGGUCAUAAUGUGGCACAAGUAUUGUGAUUAUCUUGUUCCAGUACCUCUCUGCCAAGUCCCACCCCAGUCCUGUGGCAGAGCUCCUAGUGUAAUUUUGCUGUGUAUUUUCAGUGUCUCUUGGAUGUGUACCAAGGUCUCCUAAUUUUGGAAACCAAACAUUUGCGAGUCAGCGAAGGGGGAGUCCAACCCGGCUUUGGUUGUUAUAUAGACCUUCAAGGUCUCAGGAAGGACUUUUCAGGAGGGAUGCACAAAUAUUAUCUUAUUUAAUUAAAUUAAGUGCUAAAUGUUAUCUAUUUGACAAGAAGUUAUGAUGUUACCAACAUUAUAAGCUUUGAGUAUUUGCUUGGGUCAUCGGGACAAAAUGAUGGUCUGAUACAUGCUGUUAGCAACCACUAUAGUGAAUCCCAGAUCUGACAGUACCUGGAUAAGAAUGACAACGUGAGAGGGAACUAUAGCAAUACCAUAGAGAAAGGUCAGGACUUCCCAAAUGAGUCUCAACACCAGGGUCGCUGGUUUUUGGCACUUUGUAACCUGGAUAAGUCAAGUGCUGUGUAGAAACAGUAAUUAUUAUCAAGGUCAUUUUGGAUCGGGAAAUCCAGAUUAUCUCAGAUUCUUAUCUUAUUCCAUGCUCUUCCAAGACCGAUACUUUGAUGUUUGCGUUCAGCGUACCGAUCCAAGCUGCUUUGUAAACAGAUUGUACCAUGUCAGGUCUGUAAGACAAAGAAUCGAAGAGUUCAUCUCCAAAGCACUGAACAUCUGUUCUGGGAAAUCAUCAUCGAGUUUCCAUACAGUUUACAGCAUCUUGUCAAUACAAAUGUUAUUUUAGCAACCCCAUAUCCUUUACAAAGUCCAAUAAAUUGUCUAAAUUUGACCCUAUCAGCCAUUAUGAAGAUGAAUUGUUUUCCAAAAUGGUGGAUAUCUAAUUUCAGAACGACGCUCUUCAAUUCUUUUUACAGCGUUGGUCCCACAGUCUGGGAUCUUGUCAAGGAAACCUGAUUGUUUUGUCAUUGUUGUCUUGACGUUACUUAAUCGAUGUUGGAAUACUGCUAAUGUAGCCCGCAACAUUUCCCCAGUGCCUGUCCUUAACUGUGAACUAUUUAAUGGCCCAGAGCCACAUAGGGAAGGAGUUCUGUCCUUUUUAUGGCAGUUGUCAGGAGUCUAGACCCAGUUUUAACUUUUGCAUAGAAAUCCCUGCAGUGUAAGUUGGGCUAAGAAAAUCUUCAUGGCCCAGCGGGACAAAAACCAAGAAGCAGGGUUGUGUGUUUUAGUGAUUCGUCUGUUCACUGGUAUGGAAUAUCAGUCUUAUUUUGCAAAAAAAGAAAAAAAACAAAAAAACAAAAAUGGGUCUUCAGGAAAAAAAAAGAUAAUGUUAAUUCCAGCUUUCUGUCAUUUUGCCUCCAUCAGCUAAAUUUCUGUGACAGAACCCUGUGCUAUAUGGCUCUGGGGAGAGCUAGACGAUAAUAAAGCACUUGAUGCCAGUUGCAAGGCACUCUGCAGCUCUUUUUAUGCUUUUGGGUUUCAGAUGUUUCAAAAACCUGACAGGAACUUAUAUAUUUUUUGUACAAAUGAGACAAAAAAGUGGUUUCAAAACAAAGAAGUCUUCAGGGGCUUGUGUUUUCAUAGAGUUUAUUUAUCUCAAGUUUUUUUUUUCUAUUUUGUUCCUGUGAUUUUUAACUGUCAGCACUGUAGUGUACAUAAGAAGUUUUGUAAAGAGGAAAAAAAAUCUUGUAGUGUGGUUUCUACUUUAAAUAUGAGCCUAGCUAAUAAAAGGUUCAAUGUA
Messenger RNA from Myripristis murdjan (pinecone soldierfish), 7415 nucleotides. RefSeq names its product lysine-specific demethylase RSBN1L-like. Gene Ontology annotation, cellular component: nucleus. The transcript is spliced from 9 exons. NCBI's taxonomy places the organism in Eukaryota, Metazoa, Chordata, Actinopteri, Holocentriformes, Holocentridae. The record is from RefSeq and is a predicted model, not a curated record. Bases 57 to 4184 code for a protein of 1375 amino acids.